GUCUUACAAACCGCUAGCUCGCUUGACUGCCUGCCGAGUGAGUUCGCGGCGAUAAUAAAUCGGCGUUUGCUGUAGACCUGCUGUAGAUCUGCCCCUGCAUCGCUGCGAACGGAUACUGCACUUGCACAAUCGCUGCGGCCGCGCACGGACCUGCACCGACCUGCAACACGCACAGCGUCGCCGCGGCGUCGUAAGCGCGCCGCUGCUUACACGCAGCCCAUAGCUACACUUGGUUGACGCACUCCACCGCAGCUCGCACCACUCCCGCGUCCCGUCUCGACACGUCGCGCGCGCCCGCUGACGACACCCACGAAUUGCUAGAUAGUACCUGACGCUGUCGCGCGUGAUCACACUCACACAUACAUCGAACGACGGAGGGCUCUCAGUCAGUCACACACAACGUCCACACUCAAAACCACAAAGACGACUGACGCGCGCAGGGUAUGGCCGACAAGCGGCUCGUCGUCGACUCCAUCGGCGGCAAUUUGUUCUGCGGCCACUGCGGGAGCUUUCUGGAAAUACCGGCCCGGGAGCCCCUGCAGUGUUCGAACUGCGGGGCCUCGUGUUUAUUGAAUGAGUCGAGCGCCUCCGACCCUCUAGAAACGCGGACAAAAGCAAGGGCAGCCCCCGCCUGGGCGUCCGGGAGGACGGAACAGACGAUAAAACGAAAGUCGACGCGCGCGACCGUGGAACAAGAAUGCCCCAAUUGCGGCCACGGCAUCUUGGAAUUCUACACGAUGCAGAUGAGGAGUGUGGACGAGGGCCAGACCGUGUUUUAUGAGUGCCUCGAGUGCGGCCACCGGUUCAGCCAGAAUAACUAGUUUAGUUCACUCACAAUGUUAGCGGGUCGCGGCGAAGGCGUGCUGGUCCACGCCACGCCGUCGACGCGACGCGUCCC
This is a messenger RNA of Pelagomonas calceolata, 898 nucleotides long. The record is from the annotation of a GenBank genome assembly. Lineage: Eukaryota; Pelagophyceae; Pelagomonadales; Pelagomonadaceae.